Molecule: messenger RNA, 9836 nt
Organism: Phalacrocorax carbo (great cormorant)
Lineage: Eukaryota; Metazoa; Chordata; Aves; Suliformes; Phalacrocoracidae
Source: RefSeq, a predicted model, not a curated record
CCACCGGCCCCCCCGAGGGAGGGAAUGGUACAUCCCGCCGGCAGCUGGGCGGGGGCCGUGGGGAACCCAGCAUCCGGGCCCCGGGUGACUGACAGUGGCCCCGCCUCUUCAUGAAUAUGCAAAGCGGGGUGGUGCGGCGGCGGCCGGACCCGGAAGCGGCGCGGCUGAGUCACCCCGGCGGCGGCGGCGGCCAGCGGUGGCGAUGAGGCAGCAGCUGCGGCGAGUGGCGGCGUCGUCCUUCGGCGCCUGAGGAGCCUCCUCGCCCGCCCUUCUUCCCUCCAUUCAUCCCUCCCUCCUUCCCUCCUGCCCCGCCCCAGCCCCGCCGCCACCAUGAUGGAGGAGAUAGACCGGUUCCAGGUGCCCGCCGUGCGCGCCGAGAUGCAACCGCUGGACCCAACAGCUGCGUCUCUUUCGGACAGAGAUUGUGAUACGAGAGAGGGAGAGACUGUAGCCAUGAACUAUAAGCCGUCCCCACUUCAAGUGAAAUUAGAAAAGCAGAGGGAGCUGGCUCGGAAGGGGUCGCUGAAGAACGGCAACAUGGGAAGCCCAGUUAAUCAGCAGCCCAAGAAGAACAAUGUGAUGGCACGAACAAGGCUCGUUGUUCCCAAUAAAGGCUAUUCGUCAUUAGACCAGAGUCCAGAUGAAAAGCCACUGGUAGCCCUGGAUACGGACAGUGAUGAUGACUUUGACAUGUCCAGAUAUUCCUCCUCGGGAUACUCAUCAGCUGAGAUCAACCAAGACUUGAACAUCCAGCUGCUAAAGGAUGGGUACCGGUUAGAUGAGAUCCCAGAUGACGAGGACCUCGACCUAAUUCCCCCUAAAUCGGUCAACCCUACCUGCAUGUGUUGCCAAGCCACCUCCUCCACCGCCUGUCACAUCCAGUAGUGAGGCCGGCAGGCUGUGAUCAGUGCUUUCCACUAUAACUGUAAAAUUUAACAGCCAUUGCUUCCUCCUAUGGUAGGACGUGCACCUCUUUGUGUUCAUGGAGCCAGGAGAAACCAAAAAAUUCAUUUUAUGAUUGGUUGAUAAGUUAUUUUAAACUAUGGGUAAACAGAAGUUGCUCAAAGUGCCAGGCAGUGCCUGGUAGAGCUGACUGGUCUGGAGAGUGAAUGCAGAGGGGUCCAGAGAUACCUCCUUGUUUGUGUAGGCACUGGGGAUAUUUUGUAAGGUGUCUAUUCAAGAAUAGGAAGGGUCAGAUGGGGCUGCAGAUAAUCCAGCCCACCGAAACCAACCCAUCUGCGAGAUCAGGGGUGAGUCUGAGGUGUCAGGGGGUUUUACCAGUGAGAGGAGGUCAAUUCUUAAUUCAUUCACUAAACCUGUUUCAUUUGCAUAACCAAAAUGAUGCUGUAACUGGGGCACAGGAAUGGGAAUCAGAGCAGGGCAUCUUUUCUUAUGGCAAGGCUAGCCAGGACUAACAUGACACAACUGAAUCACUUGCAAACAGGACAAAUGGGUGGCAUUUCACUGUGAGUCAGUACUAGCUAGAGCUGUCGUGUCACAUAUCCAGUGCAAUCUACCCUUAACUCCACAUUAGAUUAUCACCAAACACAUCAGAUUCGAUCUGCAAUCCAUCUGUGCUCUUCAGGGAUUCAGUCCUUGCCCAAGAAUACCAUAGUCCUGAGUUCAGAACAGUCACAUAUACUGACUUCAGCCUAUACUUAAUUCCCGUGAGACCCAUCUGCUUCCAAAAUUCUUAAACUUUGUUCAACUAAGAAAAAGUGAGUCCUGCACAAGACAGGACUAGAGCUAUACAGUCUGAAGGUCAGUGCCAGAAAAGCUAGUGGAAGAAAGAACAUUUUUACAGUGCUCGGCAGUUGAUAUUCUCUUAACGCUGCAUCUCUUGGUGCCAGUGGGAGAGAUUUGUUAAUGCUGAAGGCAUCUAUGUGGUGGUGUCAGACUUUAGGGAGGUUUCAGCAAUGGCAGGAUUAAGAACAGCUUCAGCUGAAAAAAACCCAUGAGAGGAAACCACUGUUUAUCCCAUCUCUGCCCAGUGGCGAACCAGGCUUGGUCUGUGCUGUCCCAUGUUGGGAGCAAUUGUGUUUAUUUGGUGCUGGAAUAGUCAGGAAACCUGGAGUUACAUUAGGUGGCUGGACUGAAUUUCCUGUUCACUGGCAGAUUGUCUUGAACACAAAAUCAUUUCUGGAAUGAUGAAAAGUGUCCUCUCCCUGACUGGUCUUACACUGCUGGCUUCAGCAUAUGUGGGGCUCAGGCAAGGGAUGGGCUGGCAUUUUUCUCAGUGUUGAAAUCUUUUGCCACAGGCACGACUGUGUUCUCCUGCCCUGCCAGGAGGAAGGACCACCUGCUUUGGGUCAUCACUUGCGUUAUAUCAUAGGCAAGGGAAAAAGCGAGGGCAAUUCUGAGCUUCCCGUCUGAAUCCCUGAGUAACAAGGCAGAGCCAUAGCUCCACCCCAACAGACAGAUCCCCCAUCUGAAAUCUGCAUGAAAUGAGCUGAGUCUUUAAGAAGUCCUCUUCAUGAUUAGGAGAUCUAUUUAACAUCCUGGGGUUUCACUCUGUGCAACAGGACACCAUCCAUAGCAUGGAGCAAAAGAGCAGGCACACAAGAUUCCUGGGCUUUAUUAUUCACUAGCUGGUAGGGGCAACUGUUAAAGCUAUGUUUGCCCCCACUCCCUAAAACAGCUGCCACUCUGAGUCCAGGCCAUAGAAAGAGGACUGAGUGUUGCUGUUUACUGAGCAUCCCUGCCUCCUUGUGCAGAAGUGCUGGUUAACUUGCCAGCUCCUCUAGGAAUAGUGUUCCUCAGGUGAAUUCCUCUCCCUUUCUCACCACCUGGUAAUGCUGAGGAGGAUUAUUUCCAAAAUAUUUCUAAAGAACAACAAAAGCAUCAGGUCUCCGAUUCUUCGCUUCUUCCUUUGUGUGCCUGCUUUCCUCUCCAGUGCUAGCUCAGGUUGAGGUUAGAAAGUUCUCUGGAGGUGGGGGAAGAGCUCUAUCAAUGCUGUGUGGAGAGAAAAGAUAAAAGGGAAAAAACAUUCCUUAAGGAGUGGGUUUUUUUAAUAGGGAAUAUAGUUCAAAACCUAACAGAAACACCAUGGUCAAAUGAAAUCCUACAGGACAUGACCGAAUCUUUAAAUCCUCACUCUUCUAAAGAGGGACUUUGCAGUUUGGCAUUGGUACCAUGCAGUGUCUUCAUCGCAUUUAUCCUGGGUCAGUCUCUGUGCCUUCCAGCCGGGCUGCACAUGCUCAGCCUUUCCCACAGUCCUUCCUCAGGAGCUCGGAGCAUUUCAGUGUGCCUGCUAGAGCAACAAGCCAUCUGUUACAUGGGUCAGCCAUGGAGGACUGCAGGUUCCACAGGUCUCUGUCGUGCUGCCAUCAUGUUUGGACAAAGACAGAAUCAGGGUUGCUGACACUGUAUCUCCCAGGGCUAAUGCCUCCCCUCUGAAGGACAGACCUUGACCAAUAACCAUUGCCCCACUGCACCACGACCAAGUCCUUUUAUUGCCCCUAUUGCUGUUUUUUGCCUGCUGUGGGCCCUGAGGCGUUCCCCAACCCUACAACUGCCCUUAGCCUUUUCUAUUGUAUGAUGUGCAUCUGCUUCCAGCACAACCCUUUAGGGAGGGAGGGAGGGAGAUGAAUUUAAAUGUUGCACCCAGUGCUUCCUCCAAAUACAGACUGAAGCACAAGCAAAGUGUUUUUCCCUGCGCAGAGGAGUUGGCUGCACAAGUAGCUGGUUGGCAUGACAGUACAGGACCAUAAAAUGGCAAUUUUUUGGCUUCUCCUCUCUAUGCUUUGUGUUCAUAUAUUUUAUUAGGGGAAUAAAGUAGAAAGGGUAGGGAAAAGUAGUUACCUAUGUAGGGUCAUUACCAGGAAGGCUGAAUUGAUUAAGGCAAUGCACAUGUGGCUAUCAUAGAAAACUGAACACUAACCCUUCUGAACCACAGCCCCUUAAGCAGGUCAUGACCAUGCAGCAUGUUUGUUGGACAGCCUGUCGGUAUGUAUUAACCGCCGAUUGGGCUGGCUCCCCCUGUCUGAUCUCAUGUCAGAACUUUGCUUCAGCCAGAAGGUUUUCCUUGUGCCCUUGUUGGAAGUUACACUCUGGUGACUUCCCAGGAGGGUGUAUAGAUACAUGGCCAUUCUGGCACCGCUCUCAUUAGACCAGUCUCUGCCGCCAUAGCCUAGAGAAGGCAAAAGCAAAGAGCACGGACCCUGGCUUUCUGUCACAGCAUUAUAAAGCCCUAAAACCCACAGAGCUGCUGGGUACUCUCCUAAAUGUGAAUUGCACGCAAGAAAAGAAAUAAUUCCUUGUUCCAGUCUUUGUACCAAACCAGAUGGUCUUCUUAGGCCCCAUUUUCAGUCCAAAGUUGUACAGAAUAGCAAGGGAAACAGCACCAUGGAGUAUGAAAGGCUGCAUCACUAUCCAUCUAAAUUACCAUGCAAAUAGGAUUUAAGGAUAUUGAUGCUGGUACCUCCACAAAGGAAUUUGCAUUUGAUGCCUCCUAAAGUCAGACUGGCUUUUUGUUAGGAUUUUAUGUAAACUUAAUCACCAAAUUACCUGAAUUUAAGCAAGUCCUUUCAUUUUAUCACAUGUUAAUUUUGCCCUUUAAUGUGAGCUGGGUUUGAACUCCAGGGUCUCAGCACUCAAGUCUGCCUCUCUGGUUUGCAAACUCCCCAUUUCCAGAUGUCUGUGUGAGGAGGAACAUCCUUCUGAUGUUGCAGAAGGUCUUUAGAUAGAAUAGUCUAGUCUGCUUUUCUGGCAGUUGCAUAAUAAUAAACUUCAGCGGAAGGGAGGCUGAUGUCCAGGCGACCAUCCCAAAGGCUCAUUUCAUGUCUUAUCAGACAUAUCUUGAAGGCAACCCUUGGAAGAACCACUGAAUCGUAUCUGACAUCACUGCACAUCUACCCCCAACAUGUACACUCGAUCGCUGGGUUUCCUAUGCUGUUCUGGCUGUCUUGGCUGCAGAUGACUUGCAACUGCAAAAGCAGGCAGCCAACCCUGCUGCAUGGGCUUCAAAAAGGGACUUCAGGAUGUUCUCCCAGAGCCAAAAUGGACUCAGCUGCUUCUGGUUUAUCUCUCCAGCUCCUUUCCCAAAAGGAGGCACUCACUCUGCUCAGCUCUGUGCUGGCUGACACAUCGGUCUGUGAUCCUGAGCAGAAUCCUUUCGUCCCCAUGCAGAGUCUGUCCUUGGGCUGGCCUGCAAGCUGUGCAACAGCAUACAGGAGGCUUGAAAAGUACAGUGCCCUAUAUGUGACUCAACAGGAACAUGAAGAUGCUUUUGAAGAAAGGAAGGACCCAUCUGGGCACCAGAUAGAAUGACAGGAAAAGGAAAACAAGCAGUAACUAGAAAGGUUGCCAAGUGCUGUCUUGGCCUAGGGCAGAUCCCAGUUGUCCAAGUUAAUCUAUCUCAGUACAGUGCUGAUAUUAGCAGGGAGCAACACUUGCUUUCAAAUGCACACACCAAAUGCACUGUGUCUCCAAGCUGGCACCGCAGGCAAAUACUAUUGUGGAGAGUCUGCUGGACUUAGAGCACAGAAAUGAGAUCUGGGGUCCCUUGCUGCUGUUGGCACAUGUGGUACACAUUUGCUCUCACCUCAGGCAAGUCACAUCCCUCUUGAUGUCCAUUCCCUUCCACAGCACAGGGGAGAAACCUGCCUUUCCAAGAUGCUACCACCACCCUGCACUGAUGUUGCCAAGUGUGUGGCAGGCACCAUUGAUAGGAUAGCUACGCAAGCAAGAUGCAAAAAAUAUGCUAUAGAAAUUUUAUGCGUAUUUUCAAAGUGCUACUCUGCUUUCCCUCUGUUUACCAGCUUCUGAUGUAGCUUGCAUGUGCCAGAAGGCUGCAGGGUGGAGGGUAGUAGAGAUUAAACAGCUUUGGGGGAAGAUGUUUGGCAAGGAUGCAUUUCCCAGUUAUUUGGCAGCUGGCUCUUGCACAACUGGUGUCUCAAUCUGCAUGCUGCCCCAGGGAACGUGCAGGAAGUUUUGGUGGCCCAACAGCACCAUCCCCUGCUAGUAGAGUUAAGGAACUUAGGAGUACAACCGGGAUAGGGAGUGCUGAUGGGAGGGAAGAGACCACCGGAGGGCUCAUUUGGGAUAUUCCCAUGGCAGUUUUGUGCUUUUAAUUUUAGCACCCAUAUAAUGAUUUGAGACUAUAAACUGGCACUUUUCCUUUACUUUUCUGUUCUCCCUUCAAGCUCGCUUGGAGUAUGGUCACUCUUAUCUAGAAUGAAGUAGGCUUUGUCACCUGACUGCUGCUUGGCUCAGCAAGCACAGGCUGCAUGUGCCACCAUGAAUAUACCCUGGCUUUGACCUCUACCACUCUUCAGAGCUGACUCUUCAAAUCAGCCUCCUAUUUCUACUUCUCACAUCUCAAAAGAAACAUCUACAUGGAUGGGCAGUGCCCCAGGGAAAGCUGGACUAGGUUAAGCCUAAGGAGAAAGCAUGGGAAGGUCUUCAUUUUAAGGUGCUUUUCACCUGUAGGAGAACAUUGCAUCCUUGUCACAUCCUUUCAAGGCUUUCCUGUGAGAGGGAUUGCUCCAAAUCUUGAACCACAUGUCAUCAAACCUGCCUGUCUUACAGAGCCACAUGAGCCCUGAAGCAGAAGGGCCAGCAAUUUAGCAUAGAGGAAGAGACUGUGACCUGGGGUUACUUAAUGAAGGCUUCUCACAGGGACUGGCAUCUGUAUUUUAGCUCCCUGUAUUAUGCAGUAGAGCUGCUUCAUUGCUUUCAAAAAAUUACAGCUACAUCACCUCCUUUGCCUGCCUUGACAUUGGUGGCAAUCCCAGGAUCACAGCAGCUAAAUGCUGCCUGGCUGAGCACUGCUUUGACUCUUGCAGGGGAGGCAAAGGUUGGGAACUAGUUGAGAUUACAUGGAGCAGAGCAUCGUGGCCCAUGUAACCAUGCAGCAAGCCAUAUCGCAGAGCAGCAUGGACACUGGCAGGACAGCUUGCAGCUUCUCCUGGUGCCUUUGGAGAGCAGCUUAUUCCAUUGCUUCUCAGGCACACUUGCCACCAAUGGUGGCUCCAAGCCUUGUUGUGCCUGGUCUUUGGAGCCAUUUCUGUAAUAACAAAUGGUGAUACAGGUGGUGGGAUUGCAUCAGUGAGUGGAAGUACAAAAGAUGCCUCAGUAAGAUCUCAGAUGUGUCACUGGAAACCAGCACAGCAGGCACCAGGAAAAGAGAAGGCCACUGAAAGGCCAUCCUGAGAUAAGUCCAAUUACCUGCUAAGGUGUUUGCCCUCCCAGAGCAGCAUUUCUCCCCUAGUUGCCCAUCCAGCUGCCCCAGGUGAGCUCGUCUGGGAAGCACUGCUCUCCCCCCAGGCUGCCUUCUUGCUUCUUGCACCCCAAAAAAGGCUGUGACGCCAUUUGUUGCCAACUUUCCUCAAGCCCACAUGACUUGGGAGACAUGAAGUUUGUUGGGAUAUGUAAUACACAUCCAUGAAGAGAGCUGGAAAACUUGGACAAGCUCUUGUCACAACAGACCUUUUUGUUUUUAUCAUCUUCAUCUCCAUCCCCAGCUCACAGAUUUCUUUGCUCAGUUUCUUUGCACAGAAAAGCUGCAGUAGCAGCUCUUGGGCUUGUAGCUGCCUCUGUCCUAGACAAACCCAAGGCAAACAUCAGACCAGCAGGAAAUCCAACAACCAUGAUGGUGGGUGAGCCAGAGAGCAGGCUGGGAUUUCUCUUCACCCACCUGAAGGCUGCAGGGCUGAGGGUUCACUAGGCUAGUGUAAAACCUUGGUGUGAUCCAGCAAGCUGAGCCAGCUGCCUUCACCGUCCCAGGUCUCAGUGCUGCGGGAGGUCUGGCACCCAAGCAUCAGGUCCCAAGCCUGCCAGCCUGGUGCAGCUGGAGACCUGCAGCAGAGGCGUGGGUGGGAUGCCUGUCGGCUGCGCUCUUGCUGCGCUGGGGCAGAGCACUGUAAGACACACUGGUAGGGCUGUAGUUCUGCAGGCAAAAAGACCCUUGCAGAGGAUGAAGUCUUUGCAGGGGAGGAAAUUCAGAAAGUGGAGGGGGGGUUCCCCCCUUUUUGCACAUUUUUAACUAUUUUUACUCAUUCCACAGAGGUUAUUGAACCUUCUGUUUAAUAAAGGAAAUGAGCCACCGUUAAAUAGCUUUCUGAAGGGUCUGAAAGCAGAGCUGGUCUGUGCCUAACAUGUGACUUCCAGACCUCAUUGUACAUUCUGUAGCUGAGUCGCCCCAUGCACUGUGCAGGGACUAGGGUGGGAGGGUCAGUGCUGGCCGUCGCGCCAAACAGCCAUGGCUUCCCAAACUGAAGAAUAAUCAGACCAGGAAGUAGGGGAAGUAUCAGCAAUGGUAGAAAGAUAGCUAGUUGUCACAGGUAAUCUUUGGUAUCCGUGUCCCGUGGUUAGUCCUAGAAUUGCAAGCCUUGUUAUAUUGCACACGUCCUCCUUCCACUCCUCUUUUCUCAAAGCAGCCAUCACCUUUCCUCCCCCCUGCCCCAUUCACUAGUGAUGAGCAUCAGAGGCAGUUGCACCAAAGUGACUCUCAGCCCAGUUCUGCAUCCUCCUCUCCCACCCAAACCCAAGGCAGCCCAGACAGUUGUUGGCUAUCACAAGUCUAGUAACUCUGCUUGGGUUUCUUUCCAUGUGUACCAUAGCUUCCUCCGCACUCACUCUAGCAGGGCAGGACAGGAGGCUCUGACCAUGGCUCAAGAAGCUUCUUCGCCCUCUGGCAGCACCUUGCAGACAUGCACCUUACUGGGAGUGUGUUGGGCCGAUGCUGGUGAGAUCUGGCGCUGCUGAUCUUGAGCAGGUGGCAGCUGAUGGGGAUCCAGCGGGGGAAGCUGGCAGAAAGUGGCUACUGUCCCUUUUCUUUUCUUUUUUGAGGGAGAGGGGGAUUUUUUUUUUGGCAUUAUGAUCAUUGUCCACCUUCCAGUGGCCAAGUUCUGGGCUGCAUUAAUUAUUGGGGUUCACUGGCUGCCCUGGCAGGUAUGGAGCUUCGCACCAACCUUAAUAGCAAAUGUCAUGGCUGUAUCCAGAGCCUGGAUACAGGCUGGGUUUCUCCCAUGGAAGAAAAGCAAAGUGCUUUCAGCAGGCUCCAGAUAGACAUUUCUGGCAGACAGGGAAACAGCACUCCUCCAAGUUUGAUUCAGAUCUGCACUUCCACUUUGUGUCCUCAGCUUGGAAAAAACUCAACCCAGCAAAUGCUUCCCAGGUCUCCUUUCCCCAUGUGGUGCCUGGCGCCCAGGGGAGGGGAUGGCAGGAGGCAUUUCAGGAUCACCAAAAGCAAGAUCCUUUUUAGAUGUAUUUAAUGGAAAUAUCUUUCAGGAGGAGAGACCUCCAACCUUUGCGUUAAUCUCAAGAGCAGGAGAUUAAUUUCCGGCUGUCCUUGCGUAUAGUGAAACAGAGCUGAAACAGCCAAAUGCAAAGUAGCGUUAAAUGUAGGUUUGACCUGAAUAACCUUUUAAUUAGGAAGAUAAAUUUGUUGUAGCUUGACCUUAGUCCAUGUUAGGAACCUGCUAAUCAUAUGACAUGCAGAGUGUAUUAAUGCUGCACUUAACUUGGCCGUUGGUUUUAUUGUCUGGUUUUGGGAGUUUUUUUACUCCCAAAGCAUCAGUCUGCAUCUUGUAUGGGUUUUAUUUCCUUCUUUUUUUUCCCGUUCAGAACAUGUAGCACACUGUUGUACUUCUGUUCCCGUCUGUGUAGAGUAUUGCCUUAAACAGAUCAGUUGUGUUGUGGUUUGUUUCAGGUUUUCUUUUUUCUACCAUCAGUUUUAUGCAUUAAUUUAUUUUAAAAUGUGGGGGUUUUUUUCAAAAACAUGAAACAUGUACAAUAUCUUUUUUUAACAUUUCCAUUGCAGUAUUUAUCAUUGUUACUGGUUGUGUGUAGUGUAACGGAAUUAAUGAUAUUAAAAAGCAUAUGUAUGAAAAACA